Molecule: messenger RNA, 1686 nt
Organism: Colletotrichum truncatum
Lineage: Eukaryota; Fungi; Ascomycota; Sordariomycetes; Glomerellales; Glomerellaceae
Product: proline-specific permease put4
Biological process (GO): amino acid transmembrane transport
Cellular component (GO): membrane
Molecular function (GO): amino acid transmembrane transporter activity
Source: RefSeq, a predicted model, not a curated record
AUGGCUGCCGACAUGGGAGAAAAGAACGUCGGACUCUCCCGCGCCGACAGCACCAACAGCAACAAACUCGGUCAGGUCGUCUCUGGCAAUGGAGCGGCCGUCGCACAACAGUAUGGUGAAACCGUCCGUGGCUUGAGCCCUCGUCAUGUUCAGCUUAUGGCCAUUGGAGGCUCCAUCGGAACCGGUCUUUGGGUCGGUAUCGGCGGUGUCCUUUCGAAAGCUGGCCCGCUCUCCCUCGUCCUUGGUUACACGUUUUGGGGUCUCCUUUUCAUCUGGCCUCUUAACCUAUCAGUCGCCGAGAUGUGCGCAUACCUGCCCAUCCGUGGCUCCAUCUUCGAACUCGCCUCUCGCUUUGUUGACCCUGCUCUUGGAUUCGCCAUGGGUUGGACCUAUUUCUUCGCUGGUCUCAUGCUUGUGUGUACAGAAUACAGCGCCGUCGCAACCGUCAUUCAAUAUUGGAACGCCGACAUCAACCCUGCUGCCUGGAUCGCGGUUGCCAUGGUUUCAUGUGUCGCUGUGAAUCUGAUUGCUGUCAAAUACUAUGGAGAAUCCGAAUUCAUCAUGGCUUCGACCAAGGUUGUCCUCUUGAUCGGCCUCUGCUUCAUCACUCUCGUCACCAUGUCCGGCGGUAACCCUCUGAACGAUGCAUAUGGCUUCCGCAACUGGGGCAACGGCAACUACAUCCACUCCUACUUUGUCGAAGGUGCUACAGGGCGAUUCUUGGGUUGGUGGAAGGUUGUCAUCUACGCCGCCUUCACCAUUGCUGGCCCCGACAUGAUCGCUCUCGCAGCUGGUGAAAUCCAGAACCCCCGCCGCACUAUUCCUCGCGUCGCCAAGCUCAUCUUUUACCGCCUUGUUGGCUUCUACGUUAUCGGUGUUUUGUGCGUUGGCAUCAUCUGCAGCUCCCGCGAUCCUGGCUUGCUUGGCGCCAUCGAGAAUGGUGAGCCUGGUGCCGGUGCCAGCCCCUGGGUUGUUGGCAUCAAGAACUUGCACAUCAAGGCCCUCCCUGACAUUAUCAAUGCCUUUAUCCUGCUUUCCGGCUGGUCUUGCGGUAAUGCCUAUCUCUACUCCUGCUCCAGAACCUUGUACGGUCUUGCUCGCGAUGGCCAGGCCCCCAAGUUCCUCCAGAAGUGCACCGCCGCUGGUGUCCCUAUUUACUGUGUCCUCACGGUUACCUUGAUCUCUUGCAUCACCUUCCUCGUUUCUUCCAACGCCGCCGUGGAGGUCUUCUUCUGGUUCGUUGACCUGACCACCACCGCCCUGAUCAUGACAUACACUUUCAUGCUCAUUACCUACAUGGGCUUCUACCGCGCCCGCGUCGCCCAGAACUUCCCUCCUUCUACCUUGCCCUAUGUGGCCCCCUUGACUCCUUACUUUCCCUGCCUCGCCAUGGCUCUUGGCUUUUUGGCCCUGAUCUUUGUCGGCUUCGACAACUUCCACCCCUUUAGCGUUCGUGGCUUCAUCACUUCCUACUUUGGAUUCAUCUUUGGCAUUUUCACUUUUGUUGUCUGGAAAGUACUCAAGAGGACGAGAUUCGUCCAGCCCAAGGAAGCUGAUCUACUCAGCGGAAAGGCCGAGGUAGACGCCGAGUGCAGACAUUGGGAGGAGGGCGGCAUCGAGGAGGUGGAGAGGGCAAGGCUUGCUGAGAUGCCCUUUGUCCGAAGAUGCUGGGAAAGAAUGUGGUAA